GGGAUCCAAAUCUCCCCGAAGACCUCCGACCCUGUCCGAGUAUUGAGUAUGCGAACAUCUCCGAGCCUCUCCCACCAAUGCUCUAUCCAGGAAAGACGAGCUGCUUGUGGAAGGUACCAUCCUCCUUUCUGCUUGGUCUGAUCUUUGAUUGAUUUUUUCAGUGAGUUGGACAGCAUCGAAAAAUAACAAAUAUUAUAUGUCAGAUGGCCUUCUUCUGCUCAAUUUAUUGCUCAUCGACAAUCGAAACUUCCAAGUUAAGUGCAAUAACUCUUAGUUGUUUCCUUCGUUGAUUGGACAAGCCCAAGAUAUAAAUAUUGAAUUGAUGCUGCAUCUUUUAAUUUAUCCUGACAAUCAGCAACUCUCUUUAAAAUAUGUGGAACUUCUAAAGUGUUGACAUAGCAAUGACUAGUCGAAGGGAUAGUAACGCCACUACUAGUAGUGAACCUAAACUGAAACAGUAUUCUUCAACCAAGAUGUCAGUCGACAAACUGAGCGAUCAAGAAGAUACUGCUUUGAAUGGCACUAAGCCAGAUGAACAAGAUGUACCUGAAGUGAAAAACAUACGAUAUUGGGCUAAUAAAAUCAGCCAUGUUUUUAAGAAAGUUCGUCAUCCGAAGAAGAGAAGAAGGAGCAGUUUCGGUUCUCUCUUUUCUUCGAUUGAUAGUCAAUUGGAUGAUUCAGAUGCAGAUCAUUCACAUUACAAGCCUGAAGCCAUUGAUACAUUGUGUCAGCUUACUAAAUUCAAUAAGAGGGAACUGCAACUGAUGUAUAGAGGUUUCAAACAGGAAUGUCCUAAUGGUAUGGUGAAAGAAGAAACCUUCAAAGGCAUCUAUGCUCAAUAUUUUCCGAAAGGAGCUGAAACGACACAGUAUGCUCAUUAUGUUUUCAACUCUUUCGACCACGAUAAUACUGGUGCGAUUACUUUCACUGAUUUUGUUAUCGGCCUUUCCGUCUUGGCAAGAGGAUCCCUACAAGAAAAACUCCGCUGGGCUUUCAGCUUGUAUGACAUCAAUGGAGAUGGUUACAUCACUAAAGAUGAACUGUCCAAAAUCGUGCAAUCAAUCUACGAACUUAUGGGCAAAGCUGUUGAGCCUAUGAUUGAAGAUCACACAACAAGAGAUCAUGUUGAAAGAGUAUUCCAGAAAUUAGAUAUCAACAAAGAUGGGGUUGUUACAAUCGAUGAAUUUCUAGAUUCAUGUCAAAGAGAUGAGAACAUAACAAGGAACAUGCAAGUAUUUAACACCAUCUUGUGAUUUUUUCCACGGCUCGAGAUAUCACCUUUUCCUGAGUACUGCCAUUACCUGAGAAGAACAGGGUGUUUAACAACUCUUUCUCAGCAAGCAUCAUUGGGAGCAAAAUGCAGUUGCAUUUCAAUCUUUUUGAUUUCUGUUCUUUCGCCUGUUCUGUUGCUGAGAAGAUUCUUUCGCUCUACCUCAGGGAGGAUUCACCCUGUUUAGAAGCAGCCCAUUCCUUCGAACGCCAACUCCAAAGCAAAAAUUUCCGAUUUGACACGGAACUACGUAGGAUGGAAUUCAUUUCUUCACUCGCACACGUGAGAUGUCGAGCAGCUUUUGUGCCUAAAUGUGUAUCAUGGUGCAUUGCAUUAUUAUUUGAAUGACUUUUCGAGCAAGCAAGUUUUAUUGAACUAAAAGUACGAUUUUAUUUUAUCUGAGGAUUAAUUGAGAGUCGAAAACAGGAAAGGUAUCAUUUCAUUAAAAAAAUGCUAUGCACAGUUCGCUUUACACUUUAGGUGCCUUACAUAUAAGCACUUUAGACUAUAAAAAAUUUUUAUUCUUGCCGUUUGCUGGCUGAAUCAUUUCAAGAUUCCUAUCCAGUUUUAAAUUAUUUAACAAUAGAAUAACGCUGAAAUGUCUUCAGAACGACUGACUGUCAAGAAAGUUGGAGAAACGAUGGGUCGAUAAUGUCUCGAUAACACAAUCUGCACGAGAUCUAGAUGACAAAUAAAUUUCAGACACAGAUGCUAUCAACAAUCACAAAUAAAAAAAAACGAAUCUUCUAGUGCUACCAUAAAGAGCUUAUUUGUUUAUUAUUGCACCCUUACCGACGGUCACCUCUGAAUCUUAGCAAAAGAAAAUGUACGUCUGUUAGUCAUCAGUAAGCAACUAGAAUCAGAACAGAUUGCUUAUUCCAAAUAUACAAUGAAAAAUCAAGUUAUUUAUGAAUACAUGAUUUCUCAUAUAUAUUUAUGAAGUUCAAACCUGUGAGUUAUUUUUAUAGCUGUAUUUUUAUGUGAAAAUUUAUUUGUUGACAUGUAUUUAUAUGCAUUCAUUUUGUAAACUAUGCAUCUAGCAUUCCGCCUAAUAUUUAUAAAUGAAUCUCUUUGAGUAAUAUUAAGUUUCAAAGAAGAUUCUUAUUAAUAUAAAGCCCCUUUCUCUUCUCUAUCAAAACCUAAAAGAAUGUGAAACUAAAAUGAAAUUCUUUCGACAAUGGAGUGAGUAUAUCGAGACAUCAUCGACUUCUGCAGGAAGAAAACUGAAUGAUAUAGCUUUUCAAUCAAGUUGCUUUUAGAAUUGUUGACACUUUUAAUAUGCCCCAAAUACUAUGAGUGUCUAUUGAUUCGACAGUACUUUGAUUUCUUUGACCAUCAAAGUGCACUCUUUUAAUAUAUAUUCUAUUAAUACAUCAUCGAUCUGAUGUCUAUUCUAUUGAUGUGUUAUCAGGAACUUUAACAGAUGCAGCAUCAAGUAUCGAUAAAACGAUGCCGUGAUCAUUUGUUAGUCCUAAAGAAACGGGACGAUACAAUGUCAUCAUUUCAAUUCUUUUGAAACUGUAUUGGGUGUUAUGUUGUUUUACUGUUAAUCGGAAAAAAAUCAAUUCCACUUAAAGAAUUUCAAAUUAUUCCGAUUUAGUAGAGAACUAUAGAAUUGUUGACUCUGCUCAUUGUUUUUAUUAAUCUUUUAAUCUCACAAAAACGCACAAAUAAAUUUGGCAAACAAAAUUUUGUUGACAAACGAAUCGUAUUUCAAAAGAUCGAAAUAAUUGUUAUGAGCUCUUCUAUGAAUCCACGUUUGCCUUUAUUCUUUCUUUUAUCUUCAAUAUCAUUUGUCUUCCAUUGAAACCGGUUUCUUCAAGAUCUCACCUUUGUUACUUAAAUACUGAGUCGAAUUUUUCUAUGAAAAAUCGAAUUUCCAUAUAUCCAUAUGUCAGAUUGGACAGGAAUUCAAAGACUGUUAGAUUUUCUUUUCUUAUUUACCAAUGAGUGUUUUAUCAAUAAGUGUGAAGGAGUUGAUAACUCUUAUUUCAUAUACUUGCAUCCUGACUUCAGAGGUAAGGGCGAUUUAGCGAGCAUCCAAGACUUCGAGUAAACCAUCUGCUCAGUGAAUUUCACAAACAUUUCAAAUCAGUGUUUUUCAACCUUUGAGUCUGCAGAUGGUGAUCAGGCGACUGAUAUCUAAUAAAAACAACAAUCCUUUCAUAUUUGCUGUCAAAGGUCUCUUUUGAUUAAAAGAUUCAUUAUUCUUUAAGCGAUAUUAAAUAUAAACACAUGGGAAAGAUUGCGGAACUCUUUAUUCCAGAGGUAUAAGUACUCAGAAAGGUUGAAAAUCACUGAUCUCUGAUAAUUUGAAAGUUGCACAUUUUUAUUUCAACCAAAGGAGAAUAAACUUGAGAAGUUCGAUCAGAGAACUAAAGAAAUGCUUUUCUUUACUUCGCACUUAACUAUUAUUACUCACAAAAACGUACUUUAGGCAAUUCAUUUCAAGCUUAGAUUUUUCUUUAGUUAGAUCGAAAAGGUAUGGCUAAGAUGUAGCGCUUUGUUUUUUCGAGCAGCACAAAUAAUAGAGAGAGAAAGAAACUUUCACACAAGCUAUUGAAAGAUUCAUUCAACUUCAUAGGUCUUCUACUACCAACGGGGACGUUUAGAAUAAUGUUGUUACCUAUAGGAUGACCAGAUUUCACCAUUUAUUAAUUUUUUUAAAAAAAUAUUUGUUUAGUUUAUUUUAUUAAAUAAAAUAAAUAAAUUUUUAAUGCACUUCUUAAAUUAAAAAAUAGAUUUUUUUUUCCUCUAAAAUUUUCAAAAUUUUUGCUCACAAAAACGGUUUUUGUUUACGCAAGUCAAAAAAUAAAACUUUUGUUUAAAAAAUUAUUUAAGGUUUUGUCAAUGCAGACUCAUUUAAAGGCUUGCAAUCUUCAAUCUUGCAAUACAUCGCUAAUAUGAAUUUGUUUUAACAGGCACUGAAAAAAAAUUGUGCAUCCUUUAAAAAUUUACUAAUUCUAUAGGUUUGACAUUGUUAUUAUCUUUAUUUUAUAUGAAUUACAGCUUUUUAAUAUCUGAUGCAUGAGAGGUUAUAAAAUAUAUUAGACACCCAACGAAUUAAUAAAAGAAAAAAUAUUUAUUUAGACGUACUGCUAAAGAUGCAAUUUUUCACUGAAAUAAAUUUUAUUUUCAUAGCAAAAGAAAAAUGGCAUAAAUAUUGAUCCGAGAUCCAUUUCAUCAUCUUUCUUAACAAAUACACAGAAAAUUUGCGUGCAAACAAAAUGUCUUAAAAAUAAAUGCAAUUUCUUAUAAUCUUUGGAUGCUAAUUACUAAAAAUUAAUUAACAGAUUCCAUCCCGUAAAAUUUAUCACAAAUCACAGGUCUAAUAUUAAGAAUUGUAUAUAUUUAAAAGAAGCAUAAUACUAUUUAUAUGAACUAAUUAAAUAUAUUUGAAAUAAAAAUUUGUUAUACAUAAAUGCUUUCCGAGAAAGAAUAAGACUAUCAUAAAGAAAACAGCAUCUUAAACAUAAGAAUAAAGUCAGGGAAACCAGGCUAAAACCGGAUCACUGGCCUUUUGGUGUAUGUCUGUCUUCCCCUCCUUCCUUCAUCAUUCCUUUUUCCUUUUCUACCAUUUUUUCUGUUUUCCCCCAUUGUCUUUUUUAACUUAGUGCUGUAUACAUGUAUAUAAUUCCAAGCUUUGAGAAGACGCGCCUUUUACUUUUAAUUUACUAUGCGGUUGUAAGAAAUGGCACCCAGGGGACGAAUUAAUUCAGCAGCUUGUUUCUGCUAUAUUUGCAGCAACUAUAAAGUAAAAGAAUAAAAAACAUUUCAGAUUUUGCGGGGUAAAUCUAUUUUGCUUAGUCUAGUAUAAAACCGGACGAUCAUGACAAGCCUCACAAACAAUUUCCUUUUAUAUAAAACAAUUGAAACAACGGUGGCUAUUUUUAUUUAUGCAAUGAGAAAUAAUAAAAAGAAAAUAUUUUAACCCAACAGUCCAUCAGUCAGACACCCUAUUCCUCACGGAUCAGGUUUACCGAUUCUGUUUUUUCCAGAUAUAUUGUAAAAGAAAUUUGGUUGAUUUAGAAACAAUGUAUUAAUGUGGAAAUAAUGAUGAGGCAUAUGAUUACGAUAACUAAGAGUCUAAACUUCUUACCAAAUCCAAAUUAAUGAUUUAUUCCGAAUUUCCAAAGGAAUGGAAACAUGUUUUAGGUACAAAAUCGACAAGGAAAAAUUAUUCUUGGUUUCGAAACAGAGAAGACGAGCUCAUUUCAUUUUCCACCCAAUAGAAGGAAUUUGUUUAUUGCAAUGAUGUUCCAGGUCUCAUGGGACUUUAAAUACAAAUAACUUAUUUUUACGAUACAAACUGACGAAUGAAGACUUUUUACUGAUUUACUAAAAAGAAGUCUAAAAGCAGUGCGGUUACAAAUUGGGAAUGAGUGUGCUUUUGUAUUUGUUAGUUAUUCAGUUCUGUAACAAUUUUAAGUUAAUGUUUAAUGAAAUUUUGUAUUCAAAAUAUGAGUGGUCGGUGAUUUAAUGCAAUACUUACUCUGAUUGAUCAACAGACCGGCCGAACGAAAUUCUGAUAUUUUAUUUGUAAAUUGAAUUCCUUUAUGAUAUUAAGAAAAAAAUAUUAUAUAAAAAAUAGUGGCAUAAAAGAAAUAUAUUGGAACCUGGAACCAAAAAUAUCUAAAGGAAAUGUUUGAUAAAUCUAAAAAUGAUUAUAUUUUCUCCAUUUCAUGUAAAAUUAAACCUUUUAAAACUAUUAGAUAAAUCAUUACUAAAAAAAAAGGAGAAUGUUUCAAAAACUGUUGUAAAAAGUUUCAAAAGUUUCUAGGUUUACCUAAAGCAAGGCUGAAAAAAAAUGUGUUCAUAAGAUUUCACAUCAGAGAAAUUAUGAAAAAGGAAAUUUUGGAUUUCAAAAUGGGAACUAACAAGAAGAGUUCCAAAAAACCUUUCAAAUCAGUGGUAAUUAAAUUUCUGGAAAACCAAAAGAUCCAACUUGGAAAUCUAGUAUUAAAGAGAUGUUAGCAUAUUUCAAGAUUUAUGACGCAAUAUGAACUUAGUAGUUCCUUUUGUCGCACAUGACUACUAUUCUGAUAAUUUCGGAGAAAUCAGCAAGCAGUAUAUAAAAGAUUUCAUUAAUACAGGAAGGAAAUACAAAAUCAAUAUGAGGGAAGGUGGUAUAUCAGCAAGACUGCUGACUAAUGCUAAAUGCUAAAUAGGGAAGAUCCCCGACAAUUUCAACGAAAGAAAAGCGAAAAAAAAGUUUUGAGAAAAAGUAAAAUCAUUCCUAGAAGGAAUUGUAUUCUUUGUCAUUAAUUCAUAUAUCAUUAAAAUCGUGAGAGAAAUAGGAUGUAAAUGUAAAGUAUGUAUAAGCAGAUAAAAUAAAAAUAUUUUGAUUUGAAAUUUUUCAAUUAAAAUAUGUAAAUAGUUUUGUGACAAAUUAUUACGUGAUAGGAAAAAAACGAAUUUCAUAUUUAUAACCAGCACUGAUAACUAUAUAAAAAUCAAUACCUAAAAUUUCAAAAAUGUUUCAAAUAAUAUUUUUAUAGACCUGUGAUAUUAAAUUGCCAGUCACAAUCUAAAAAAAAAAAAAACAUUUUUAAUUUCUUGGACCAUAAUCAUUACUUUGUCUGGUCAUCCUAUUUAACUACGCAUCGUUAUCGUUGUCGUUAUUUACAUAACGCAACUAAUGUGUUGAAACUUUUUCAGUCUACUAUAGAAAUGUAGAAAAUUGUUCGAAUUUUCCAAUCCAGCUUUACAGUUCUCUUCUCAUUGGUCUAGAGAAAAUGCAUUAGACAUUUCAUUGCUACUUCUCAAAAAGCGCAAUUACGAUUUCUAUCAACGGUAGAAACACAUAGUAUAGUGUGAGCGCAGUUGCAUUUUGUACGAAAAAUACUGAUAUGCAUGUUAGCCUUAUUCAGAUCCUCUUUUGAAAAUAUGUAUCAAUACUAUGAAGUUGAAACCAUCGAAUAAAACUAUUCAGAUCUGAAAUCUUAGUUUUAGUGUUAGUCCGAGAAAACUGAAAAAAAAAAAAAUUCUUGGGGAAACAGAAAAUAUUUCGCUCUAGUCAUUCCCAGUUUCGGUGCUGAAACGGCGCCACUGUUAAAAGACAGCUGCAUUCGGAUAGCAAUAAGAGAUGAUAUUAUUCCGAUAGAAUAAUUGUUUUGUUGUGAAACUAACCUGCGGUCAAUUGCUUUCAUUCUCGUCUCCUGCUGGCUAUCGAUUUGGUUGAAUGACAACAGAGGUCGGAGGGGAGAUAUGUAGAAUAUUUUUUUAAUCAUUACAACCAGGCAACGUCUACUACAGCUGAAAUCUUUACACUUUUCCCAGCACAUUUUUCUACUGCUCGUCUCUAAUAGUUACUGAUUUCAAACAUAUGCGCACAUCCACAAAAAUCUAUGUUCAACAUAAAUUAGAUUUAUAAAAUCUGUAGUUGUCAGAUCUAUUAAUUACACUAAAAUUCUGAAUUUUGACUUCUAAAGCAAAUUUUUGUAUUCUGAAAUUACAAAAAGAAUAGGUAAUAAUGCCUGAAUCAAAUAUUAAUACAACAAAUAAAAUAAUUUUAACUCUGCAAAGUUUCUUAAAUUUAAAAAAAGUAAUAAAUUUACUUGUUUGUAU
Argiope bruennichi is the source of this 7837-nucleotide messenger RNA. RefSeq names its product Kv channel-interacting protein 4-like. Bases 402 to 1253 code for a protein of 283 amino acids. Gene Ontology annotation, molecular function: potassium channel regulator activity; calcium ion binding. Gene Ontology annotation, biological process: regulation of potassium ion transmembrane transport. The transcript is spliced from 9 exons. Lineage: Eukaryota; Metazoa; Arthropoda; Arachnida; Araneae; Araneidae. The record is from RefSeq and is a predicted model, not a curated record. Gene Ontology annotation, cellular component: voltage-gated potassium channel complex.